CAGCCGCUCCCUCCGACUGCCCCAGUGCCUCCCGGUGAUGCUCCCGGGGAUCCAGGCUGAGUGUUGGGAUCCCCAUCCCAGCCAUGCUCCGGGGGCAGCCCAGUGGCCGUGAUCCCUGCAGCAGGGCAGCGUGAGCCGUGGGAACACGGCAGGGUACAUUGGGGGGUCCAAGACCUAUGAGAGGUGGGAACUGAGCAGGAAGGGUGGGAUGAGCCGUGGGGUGCCAGUGGAAUGCGCUGUGGGGUCCCAGUGGGUAAGCUGUGGUGUCCUAGUGGGAUGAGCCAUGGGGUCUCACUGGGAUGAGCCAUGGGGUCCCACUGGGAUGAGCUGUGGGAUCCCACUGGGAUGAGCUGUGGGGCUGCACUGGAGUGAGCCAUGGUCCCCAUAAGCUGGCCCACGGGGCAGCACGUAGGGUGGGCCCCCGGUGCAGGCGGUGCUGUGGGGCAGGAAGCAGCGUUGUGCGGAAGCCAGCAGCCGUGGGGGAGGCUGUUCACACGCGUCCCUGGUCAGCAGCCCCCAUGGCGGCUCCUGGAACCUUCCUUGUGCCUCUCCUCCUCCUCCUCCUCUGUGGGCCGGGUCCCUACCUUGCUGCUGCCCACAGCCACCCAGGAGUGGAGUGUGUUGUCUUCAAUGAGGAGUACAUGACCUGCAUGUGGGGGAGCAGAGAGAGGCCCACAGUCAACUACUCUCUCUUCUACUGGUACAAGAACACGUCUGGCAAGAAGGUGGAGUGCAAGCAGUACCUGCUGGACCAGGGUGUCAGGGUCGGCUGCCACUUCAAGCAGAACGAGCUCAUCCAGUUCCAGUCUUUCCAUGUUCUCAUCAAUGCCAGUGUUGGUGGCAAGACCCUGGUGAUCCCCAGCGAGCGCAUGUUCCUGCAGGACCUGGUGAAACCAGCGGCGCCUGUCAACCUGACCAUCCACAACAUGAGCAACAAUCAGCUGCAGCUGACCUGGGCCAGCCCGUACCCCAAAGAGAAGUGCCUGGAGCACGCUGUCAAGUACAAGAGCAACAAGGACACCAAGUGGACGGAGCUCUCAGUGAAUGGAGACAUCUUCUCCUUACCCAGCGUGGACUAUAAGAAGUCCUACACCUUGUACGUGCGCAGCAAGAUCAACAAAUACUGUGGCAGCACCGAGCUCUGGAGCGAGUGGAGCGUUCCUGUCGUCUGGGGCAGCAACUCCACCAGCAAGGGCACGGUGGAGGAAUGGCUGCCCUGGUUUGGGAUCCGCACGGUUGUGGUCCCCAUUGCCUCCUGCCUGCUCCUGCUGGUCCUUGUCAUCCUGCUGGUGCGCAUGGAAAGGGUAUGGGUCAUCUUGAUGCCCCGAAUUCCCAACCCCAGCAAGAAUUUUGAUGAGCUGUUCAUCACCCACAACGGCAAUUUCCAGGAAUGGGCUGGAGUCCCCAAAGAUGUCGUGGAGAGCUUCAAGCCCAACUACAGCGAGAACAUCUGCUAUGUGACUGAGCUGCCACCCAAGGACAGCCAUGAGCCCCUGUGGGACAGCAGCAACCAGGCACCACCUCCAAUGCCUGGGCCCCCAGCCGCCCCCAAUGAGCACAGCCCCUACCAGAACAGCUACGGGAGAGUGUGACACACUCCUGCACCCCUGCAUCCCCCAUUCUCCACAGCUUUGCUGCCCUGCUCCCCGCUCCUGCUGUGCCCUACAUCCCUGGUCUUGCUUCUUGCCAAGUCCCCUUCCCUGCUUGGAGGUGCCCACAAGCACUCCCAGGGAUGUGUCCUGGUGAGUGGGCAGCUGAGCAGGCAGGGGCCACUGGCCAACUCAUGGGACACACAGGAUGAGGAGUCCCAGGGGGGCCAAGUCUGGAAAAAUAUGGAAAGAUAGGGAAGAAAGAUUGUAAACAUGCUCAAGUGCCUUGCAGCUGAUGUAGAAAAACACAUAUACCACACUCAUCGUUGUUUAGCUUUGUGUGUUCAGUAAGUAGAACUUCUGUGUUUAGAUAACACAGGCCUGUGAUAGACUUAGUGGCACCUUAUUUAACAUGCUUGAGAUUCCUGGCCUGCUGUGGGAAAGAUCAAAUCACAGUGGUAGACCACAACUGCACAAAUCCUUGAUAAACAGGCAAAAACAGCAGGUUCAGUGAUCCUCUAGGGUGGACCAAGAUCCACAGUGCCUGCAUCCCUGCUUAUGUGCCUCUGCCUGGGUGCUGCUUGGGGGACCUCCAGUUGGUGAAGUAAUGAAA
Messenger RNA from Prinia subflava (tawny-flanked prinia), 2202 nucleotides. RefSeq names its product interleukin 2 receptor subunit gamma (gene IL2RG). Bases 519 to 1592 code for a protein of 357 amino acids. Gene Ontology annotation, biological process: cytokine-mediated signaling pathway. Gene Ontology annotation, molecular function: protein binding; cytokine receptor activity. Gene Ontology annotation, cellular component: membrane; external side of plasma membrane. The record is from RefSeq and is a predicted model, not a curated record. The transcript has 8 exons. Lineage: Eukaryota; Metazoa; Chordata; Aves; Passeriformes; Cisticolidae.